Messenger RNA from Amyelois transitella, 558 nucleotides. RefSeq names its product small ribosomal subunit protein bS16m (gene mRpS16). Gene Ontology annotation, cellular component: ribosome; mitochondrial small ribosomal subunit. The record is from RefSeq and is a predicted model, not a curated record. Gene Ontology annotation, molecular function: structural constituent of ribosome. The coding region runs from base 118 to 516 and encodes 132 amino acids. The transcript has 3 exons. Gene Ontology annotation, biological process: mitochondrial translation. NCBI's taxonomy places the organism in Eukaryota, Metazoa, Arthropoda, Insecta, Lepidoptera, Pyralidae.
AGUAUAAUAUUGUCAAGAUAUUACUUUUUCAUAGUUUUAGAGGUUAUAAAAAAUAACAAUCUUAAUUUUUGAAAAGUGAAAAGAAUCCGUAAAAUAAAUAAAGUAAAAACUAAUAAAAUGUCACUUCCUCCUGCCAGUGGCACAGGGCGGUAUUUUGCCAAAGCGGCCAAAUCUAUCCGCCUUAUUCGUCACGGAUGCACCAACAGACCAUUCUUCCACAUAUCUGUAACUCAUCGCAAGCGUAUCAACACUCAACCAGUCAUUGAACAGUUAGGAUCGUAUGAUCCCGUUCCAAAUGUAAACAAUGAGAAGUUAGUGGCUUUAAAUUUGGAAAGAAUAAAAUACUGGCUUGGCAAAGGGGCCCAUGUUACAACGCCUGUUGCAGAACUUCUAGGUUUGUCCGGCUUUUUCCCCAUCCAUCCAAGGUCUUACAUGACAGCGUGGAGAAACCGAAGAACUGAACAAGAGAGAUUGGCAAAAUUGGCGGAAGCUGAGAAAUCUGAACAGGCGUCUUAAGAUAUAGAUGUAAUUAGUUAUUUAUUAGUUUUAGUACAUAUU